This is a messenger RNA of Equus quagga, 960 nucleotides long. Its product is annotated as olfactory receptor 13F1. Gene Ontology annotation, molecular function: olfactory receptor activity; G protein-coupled receptor activity. Gene Ontology annotation, cellular component: membrane. Bases 1 to 960 code for a protein of 319 amino acids. The transcript has a single exon. Gene Ontology annotation, biological process: G protein-coupled receptor signaling pathway. The record is from RefSeq and is a predicted model, not a curated record. Lineage: Eukaryota; Metazoa; Chordata; Mammalia; Perissodactyla; Equidae.
AUGUUCCAGGCAAAUUUGACAUCUGUAACAAUUUUUUUGUUCCUGGGAUUUUCCCACUAUCCCAAAGUGGACGUCACUGUAUUUGUGCUGUGCUUGCUGAUGUACUUGACCACCUUGCUGGGUAAUAUGAUUCUGAUCUCCAUCACCAUCCUGGAUUCCCGCCUACACACACCCAUGUACUUCUUCCUUAGCAACCUCUCCUUUCUGGACAUCUGGUACACCUCUUCUGCUCUCGCUCCAAUGCUGGCCAACUUUGUUUCAGGGAAAAACACCAUCUCAUUCUCAGGAUGUGCCGCUCAGAUGUACUUCUCUCUUGCCAUGGGCUCCAGUGAGUGUGUGCUCCUGUCCAUGAUGGCAUAUGACCGGUAUGUGGCCAUCUGCAACCCCCUGAGAUACCCCAUCAUCAUGAACAAGAGGGUCUGUGCGCAGAUUGCAGCUGUCUCCUGGGUGACAGGCUGCCUCACUGCCUUCGUGGAAACAGUGUCUGUGCUGCAGCUGCCUCUGUGUGGAAAUAGCAUCAUCGAUCAUUUUGCUUGUGAAAUUCUGGCUGUCUUGAAACUAGCUUGUGUGGACACCUCCAAGGUGAAGUUAAUCAUGCUGGUGAUCACCAUACUUCUUCUCCCUAUGCCAAUGCUCCUCAUUUGUAUCUCUUAUGCGCUCAUUCUCUCCAACAUCCUGAGAAUCAGCUCAGCAGAUGGUCAAAGCAAAGCCUUUUCAACUUGUGCAGCCCACCUGACUGUGGUAGUUUUAUUCUAUGGGAUGGCUCUUUGUGUAUACUUGAAGCCCUCAGGUGUAGAUUCAAAAGAAAUAGAUAAAUUUAUGACUUUGGUAUAUGCUGGAUUAACCCCCAUGUUGAAUCCUAUCAUCUACAGUCUACGAAACAAAGACGUGAAAGCAGCUGUGAAAAAAUUGCUGAUUAGAAAUCCUUUCGGUACUGCUUUAAUUUCUGUCCUCAAAUAA